This is a messenger RNA of Trichoplax adhaerens, 459 nucleotides long. RefSeq lists its product as uncharacterized. Gene Ontology annotation, biological process: negative regulation of apoptotic signaling pathway. The annotation marks the transcript as partial. Lineage: Eukaryota; Metazoa; Placozoa; Uniplacotomia; Trichoplacea; Trichoplacidae. The record is from RefSeq and is a predicted model, not a curated record. Gene Ontology annotation, cellular component: endoplasmic reticulum; membrane; Golgi apparatus. The transcript has 7 exons.
GAAUAUAGACGAAAAGUGCCGUAUAAUUAUAUUACGUUGAGUAUUUUUACGUUGGCGUUAUCAUAUUUGGUUGGAGUUAUCAGCUGCCGUUAUUCCAUUGAUACAGUACUAAUCGCCUUAGGAAUUACUGGCAUCGUCACUUUGGGAGUAACAUUAUUCUCUUGUCAGACAAAGCUGGAUCUAACGUUGAUGAAUGGAUUGUUAUUCUGCCUGUGUAUGGUUUUGUUUACAUUUGGCUUCUUUAUGAUAUUUAUGUGGAGCCGAGUUGUUUAUUUAAUCUACGCAAGCCUUGGAGCGUUGAUAUUUACUCUUUUCCUUGCCUAUGAUACACAACUCAUUAUGGGUGGUAGACGUUACGAACUCGAUCCAGAGGAAUACAUUUUCGGAGCUCUGACUUUAUAUACUGACAUUAUAUAUAUAUUUAUCUUCCUUUUAAGCAUUUUUGGUAACAGUAGUUAG